Molecule: messenger RNA, 1238 nt
Organism: Asparagus officinalis (garden asparagus)
Lineage: Eukaryota; Viridiplantae; Streptophyta; Magnoliopsida; Asparagales; Asparagaceae
Exons: 7
Coding region: 106-1044 (312 amino acids)
Source: RefSeq, a predicted model, not a curated record
UGGCCACAAAGCUCCCUUUCUUUUCACUCUCUUCGCUUGCUUUUAAUUGAGCUCAAUCAGCAGAAGAAGAAAAAAAAAUACAAUGUACGGUUAGAGAACCAAGCCAUGCUCAGGCUGCAGGUGACUGCUCACGCGAUUACCUGCAGAAGAAUUGCAAGAGCUGGAGAGCCACAUCAUGGGUUUGUCCUCGAUGUCAAGAGUUUGAGGAUUCCCUCGUUGCCUUUGAGAUUGAGGAGUUUCGGAAACGUUAAGGCCUUGAAAGAUGAAGCUAAUGGAGGAAUGGGAGGAUUUGCAGGUCAGAGUUGGGAUCCUGGGUCCGAGAUUGAAGUUCCUUUUGAGCAGAGACCAGUAAACGAGUACUCAGCUUUGAAAGACAGCAGCCUUUACUCAUGGGGCGAACUGAGUCCACAAUCCUUUUUCUUGCGUCUUGGUGGGUUGUGGCUGGUAACAUUUACAGUUCUGGGUGCACCAAUUUCAGCUGCAAGCUUCAACCCUUCCAGGGACCCUGUGAGAUUUGUUCUAGCAGCUGGAAUUGGAACCCUCUUCCUCGUGUCUCUUAUCGUCCUGCGCAUAUAUCUGGGAUGGAGUUACGUUGGUGAUAGACUAUUAUCAGCAGUGAUCCCUUACGAGGAAAGUGGAUGGUAUGAUGGACAAAUGUGGGUAAAACCACCAGAGGUCUUGGCUCGUGACAGGCUUUUGGGGUCAUAUAAGGUAAAGCCAGUGAUCAAGUUGUUGAAACAGACACUAGUUGGGACAGGAGCGAUACUUGUUACCGCGGUAUCGUUAUUCAUAUUUGCUUCUCCGGUAGAAGAUUUCUUUCAGUCAAUGUUAACACCAAAUGGAGAAGAGAUAUCAGCUUCAAAAGUAAAAUCUAAUAUGAGAAAGGAAGAGCUGCUGAGUUUACCUGCUGAGGUAAGAAAAGAUGAUGACCUAGCAGCAGCAGCAGCUGAAGCAGCGGACGGAAGGCCAGUUUACUGCAGGGAUCGUUUCUACCGUGCAUUAGCAGGUGGACAAUAUUGCAAAUGGGAUGAUUUGCUUAAUUAACCAGAAGAAUAGCAAUAGCAUGAUAUAAUCUAAGUAAGAUUACAAAAAAGUUUUUGAAUUACAUGUACUUGGCAAACUCUCCACGAAAGCCAUGUUGUAAUAUCGGAUUAAUUAAAUAGGAGUUAUUGUUGUUUGAUUAUAUUUAAAGGGAAUAUAUUUAUGAGACAAAACACAGAUCUCUAAAUUUCAUGUUC